Messenger RNA from Cylas formicarius (sweet potato weevil), 917 nucleotides. RefSeq lists its product as uncharacterized. Bases 123 to 917 code for a protein of 264 amino acids. Gene Ontology annotation, cellular component: ciliary basal body. The record is from RefSeq and is a predicted model, not a curated record. Lineage: Eukaryota; Metazoa; Arthropoda; Insecta; Coleoptera; Brentidae. The transcript has 6 exons. Gene Ontology annotation, molecular function: cytoskeletal protein binding. Gene Ontology annotation, biological process: regulation of cell projection organization.
CGCGAUCUUUUUUAGAAUAAUGUUAUGAUAAUCUCUCAAUAUUAGAAAACUUUGAAACAUAUUUCGCAAGAAUACCCCAUAUAGUUAAAAUAAGGUUUAUCUCCUAGUCCUCUCAGUUAAAAAUGUCUUUCGAAAGCUUAACAAGUGCAAAAAUGAAGGAAACAUCAUUUGAUAGUCCUGAUUUCCAUUACGUUAUCGAGGUUGCGUCUGGCCAAAAUAUUUGUUUCGGUUCGACGGUGCCUCGAAGUACCGCCCCCAUCGGUAGCGGUCUGUCGCCGUUUCAAAAAAUAAUCGCCCCCGAAUGGUUCAAAACCAGUCCCGGCUAUUACGACAUCGAAAAAUAUACGUCCUGUUUGUACCCCGUGUUAUUUAAGAUAAGAAGUAAAAAGGGGGUUGGCCCAUUGGCCAGCGAAACGAGACGCUUUGAAGAAAAAAUAUCGCUACGAACUCCGUCCCCAGGACGAUACGACGUCAUCCGCGAGAGGCCUUGUGAAGAAUCUAGGGCACCUUUUGGAACGAGGAGCAGAAUAAAAUUUCAACCCAACAAGAACCCUGGGCCGGCGACAUAUGAUACGCGGCAAACGAAAAAAUGCCGGAAGCUGAAGAAAGCCACGGGCAUCGAAACGAUAUGCGUGCAAACGCCGUUCCAUACUUGCGAAAAAUGCGAAAAACUUUGCGAAGGAGACUACUGGCAGAUGGACUACUCCACUUUUCUGUGCCACCUUUGUUGGGAAGAAGAAAAGCACCUCCAGGAAAUGCAUAAUGUCAAAACGUUGAAACGUUUCAAGAAAAUACGAAACUGCUCUUUCAUGCACAGCCACGAAGGUACGACAGCCGCAAUCCGGACCCUACCCCCCAAGAAGGUCAAACAGAAAUUACGCCUGGAAAAGUAUUUAGACUUAUAUAUUCAGUGUUAA